This is a messenger RNA of Candoia aspera, 1935 nucleotides long. Its product is annotated as vomeronasal type-2 receptor 26-like. The record is from RefSeq and is a predicted model, not a curated record. Gene Ontology annotation, biological process: G protein-coupled receptor signaling pathway. Gene Ontology annotation, molecular function: G protein-coupled receptor activity. Gene Ontology annotation, cellular component: plasma membrane. The transcript has 6 exons. Lineage: Eukaryota; Metazoa; Chordata; Lepidosauria; Squamata; Candoiidae. The coding region runs from base 1 to 1935 and encodes 644 amino acids.
AUGGACCUCCUGCUUCUGCUUCUGGUGAUGCUGAUGCUGCCCCAAAGAAACUCUGGGAACCUCCGAACUAAAUGCUCCCUGACCUUGGAGCAGGAGGUCGGAAAAUAUGCAGGGAACCACUACCGGCCAGGAGAUCAUCUCAUUGGUGUGGUCGUCAGUGCAACACAGACUGUGUUUGAGCCGUUCCUUUUCACCACAGCUCCUUCUUUUCAGUCUUAUUCAUCAAUCAUUGACAGUACAAGAAUCCUACCCUUCAUUUUGGCCAUUCAAGAGGUCAACAAGAAUCCCCAGCUCUUGCACAACCUCACCCUUGGCUACAACAUCCAUGACAACUACAUGAACACCCUUGUCACUUCAGAUGCCCUGCUGGACCUGCUCUCCACUGGAGAAGCCAAUGUUCCCAACUACAGCUGUGGAAGGAAGGACAACCUCUUGGCUCUUCUUGAUGGAACUGACAAUGACGUCUCCAUCCAGAUAUCUACCGUGGCGGACACCUACAAAAUCCCACAGAUCAGCUAUAAAGUUGUCUCAGGGAAUCUCGGUGACAAAACUCAAUUCCCUUUCUUCUACCGCUUGGCCCCCAAAGAAGGAAUCCAGUAUCUAGUGAUUGUCAAACUGCUCCUGCAUUUCAGAUGGACCUUGAUUGGUCUCUUUGCUUCAGACAGGGAGAAUGCAGAGAAUUUUUUCCAUCCCUUUCUGGAAAAGAAUGUGUUUUGCAAUAUUUCCCAGGAGAAACUAUACUUGGACCAAAAUGGAGAUCUAGCAGCUGACUUCAACAUUAUGAGCUGGGUGUUUAUCCCCAAUAAGCCCAGCAUGAAAAAGAAAUUGGGGAGUCUGGAAAGGCAGAGACUUACUAUCGACCAAGAUGCUCUGUCAUGGCUGAAGUUGCUCAACGAGUCUCUGCCUCAGUCCAGAUGUGGGGAAAAUUGUCCCGCUGGAUUUGUCAAGCGGGCUCGGGAAGGAGAGCCAGUUUGCUGCUACAAUUGCAUUCCUUGUCCGGAGGGAACCAUCUCCACUCAGGAAGACACUGAAAAAUGCACCAAGUGUCCAGACAAUCAACAUCCAAAUGAGGACCGAGUCCGAUGUCUCCCCAAAGUGAUAACCUUCCUGUCCUAUGAGGAACAUCUCGGAAUCAUCCUGAUCUCCUUUGCCCUACUCUUGUCCUUAACCACAGGCUUUGUUUUAAUCAUAUUUAUUAAAUAUCUAGAAACUCCUAUUGUCAAAGCCAACAAUCGGGACCUCUCCUACAUCCUCCUGGUCUCCCUCCUGCUUUGCUUCUUGUCCUCUUUCCUCUUCAUUGGCCGACCAAGGAAAGCCAGCUGCCUUCUCCGACAAACGGUGUUCAGCAUUGUCUUCUCAGUUGCCGUGUCUUCUGUAUUGGCCAAAACGAUCACGGUGGUGCUGGCCUUCCUGGCCUCAAAGCCAGGGAACAGAGUGAGGAGUUGGUUGGGGAAGAGCUUGGCCAACUCCAUCAUCCUUUCUUGUUCUGCUGUCCAAAUUGUCAUCUGUGCCACCUGGCUGGGAGUUUCUCCCCCAUUCCCUGAUGCUGACCUGCACUCCCAGCCUGGAGAGAUCAUCCUGCAAUGCAAUGAAGGCUCUGUUGCCAUCUUCUACACUGCCCUUGGCUACAUGGGCUUCCUGGUGGCCAUCUGCUUCACGGUGGCCUUCCUGGCCAGGAAUCUUCCUGGGUCCUUCAAUGAAGCCAAGCUGAUCACCUUCAGCAUGCUGGUCUUCUGCAGUGUCUGGGUCUCCUUUGUGCCCACCUACCUGAGCACCAAGGGGAAGUCCAUGGUGGCUGUGCAGGUCUUCUCCAUCUUGGCCUCCAGUGCUGGCCUGCUGGGCUGCAUCUUCUUCCCCAAGUGCUACAUUAUCAUUAUGAGGCCAGAACUAAAUACUAAGGAACAUCUAAUGAUAAAAGCAGGAAACCGAUUGUGA